AUGUAACUACAUGCAAAGUUACUACGAUCAUGUUUGAAAGCAUAUGUAUAUUUUUGUAUUAAUGUAGUUACAAUUAGUGGCUAACUUCACUUUGUUUACUAUGACCGUUUCAACGUUUGAAUUCUAUGAUAAAGUAUUGUGAAAUAAAUUGACGAAAAAGUAAUUGAUCAAUAUGUCUUUAAAAACCAAACGUAUGCAAAAGAUCUUGGAUCCUAUUGAAAUACAAAUAAAUAAUUUGAAGCAUUCGAUAAGAGACAGCGAGGCUGGACAAUCCGAUGUUCUAAAUAUAAAAUCAGUUUUUUGUGAUCAGUUACGUAUUCUAGGUGAAAAAUUUGAGAACUUAUCCAAGGAUGAUAUUACCGAUUAUCAAGAAAUGAAAACUAAAAUUGCCAAUACCAUUGAAGAAUUUUGUUUAUCCAAUGAAAUAGUUGCUAAUGAAUGGGUAGAAAAUAUCAACAGUCAUACGAGCAAAGAUGCAAUAGGAACGUUACUUGACAAAUUUAUAAUGGCUUUAAAAGCACUUGAAAAUCUUGAAUGUUUGCCAUUAAAACAAAGACUUCAAGAUUGUUUCGAUUAUGUUAAAGAAAUGGGUGCUGAAAAUGAAAUUGAAGAUUUUCAAAAUAUAAAGGAACUUGGUACUUCUAUACUUGAAGUACUUGGUCCGUUACAAAAAUAUAGAAAAAGUUUAAUUUCAAAUUUUCUUUCGGAAAGAAUAGCAUUGUAUGCAUUCCAGAUACAUACAACGUUCAGUAUGUUAGCACAGCUGGUUCAGGAGCAACAUCAUUUAAAUGCAUCAAUUUAUAAUUGUAAGAAAUAUAUAUGCGAAAGAAUAAGUCUUUGUUUCAAAUUAAUAAUUGAAGUACUGGAAGCGCCAAAUCCAUCUCCAGAAGAUGAAACUAUGGAAAAAGAAAAUCAUUUUGUUUAUAGAAUGGAUUUGGUACUCGACAUUAUAGCUGAAAUGUCAACAAAAACUCAAGACGAACAGAUACUAGAAUGUACCCAAUUGUGGUGGGGUAUAGAAGAUAUAUUUUCACAUGCAAUGUCGAUUGCACAAAUGUGUCAACCGGAAAAUUUUGAAGCAAUAUCAGCAGCUUGUCGAUCGAUUAUGGGAGAAUACGAAAAUUUAAAAUCCCAAUUAUGCUCUGAAACUUUUGAUCCUAGCGUCAAUAAUCUCUUCAUGAAUACUUUAAAUGACGCAUUAUAUCGUUUAGAACGCAAAGUCAAUAUUUCAGUGUUAAUGCUUGUUAUGGAAGUAUUUAGCGAUCCUUUUAAUGCUUUGAGAAAACUUGUCUUGACGUGCGGAAUUACAUUAACCGCUAAAAAAAGAUCUAAAAACGAUUUACAUAGCGCAAUUGAAGAUUUUGAUCAGCUUACGGAUAAAGCUAUGCUAAUCGGAAUAUUUGCUAACGCGUGUUGCAGAGAUGUUGAGCGUGUCAACAAAAUUCGAAAUUGUUUAGCAAGUAUUGAAUUGUUAGAAAGUGAAUUGAUUGCUGCUAUCACUGCAUUCUACCUUCAUCCGGAUAAUAAAGAAUUUCGUGCUAGUGUUAAACUUUUAACAUCUCAAUGGCAAUUAGAGAUGAAUAAAUUACAUAAUACAGUUAAUUUGAUUAUUGAUUCUGCUGCUUAUUGCCAGGUAGUUUUAGACGAUCUUCAAGAACGUAUACGUAUCAUGUCUGAUUGUUUUGACAAUAGAGAAGCUGUAACUCUACAACAAGUACAAAGUAUUGUUUUAAGAGCAGUUUCAUUGUCUAGCCAAUUAACUGUAACUGUAAAUGAUAUUGGAAGUGAUAAUAUCGAUAGACAAACUAUAAUGAUGAUUCGAGAAUUAAAAGCAGCUAUAUUUGAGACGGAUGCAAGUGCAAAAAAGCUUUUGGUAGAAAAUGCUACCGAACCGCAACAGUUGCGAGUCAUUAAAAGAUGCGAAUUGAUAUUAAAUGUAAUCAAACGAUUGCAGCCUGCUUUAGUCAACGUUAUGAAUAAUUCAAUGUUAAUGAAUACUAAUUAUGGCAAAGCAAGCAUGGGACAAGGGGAUAUGCUUCACAAUUCAAGUAUAAAUUAUUCUACUACAGCUUACGGUUUGCCGCAAGAAGGAAAAAACUUAACUUAUAUAAGAACGCCAUACACAGUGCAAAAUUAUAAACCACCGUUAUCGAUACAACCAGCCAAUAGCGUACCGAGGACACAAGCAAAUUUAUCAUCUUUAAUUCCUUAUAUAAAAGCUGGACGUAUCAUACGCACAGAACAAACUAUAAUAUUCAAAACACCGCAAAAAAUGGCAAAAGAUAUUGAUGAACAGAGCAUGCAGAGAAAAUUAAAGUCUCGACAUUUAUCCAAUGUUAGGCAACAUUUAUUUAGCAGAGAAAGUUUUAUGCAACAAAGCGAAAUUAAUUUCUCUUCUGAGACGAUAGAUUUAACAGAUAUAUUAGAAAAAGUUACAAAAUUAUCUGAAACAUUGACAUCAUCGUUACUUAUCUCACGUGAUGCAAAAAUGGAAUUCAAUAAUUUGCCAGACGAAGAAAAAAUUGGAUCCUUGACAAAUGAAUUGUGCGAUAUUAAAGUUUGCACGAUGAAACCUUUCCAAGAUUUAAAUCAAUCUGUUGUUAAGGAAACAUUAGAAGAAUCUUCUAUAAUAGGUGGUGGCGACGCUCCAUCAAUUGAAUCAGAAAAAUAUGAAGAGGUUCAACGAUUAGAAAAAAAACUGGAGAUCUUAUAAAAGCAAGUAAUAAAAGAUUAAGUAGUCUCUUAAAAGAAUUAGGAGAAUAAUAUUAAAUAGUUGAAAAAACAACUGGUGCAACUAUAUCAUAAAUCCGUCCAGAAAAGAACAAAUAAAAUAAACAAAUAAAGGAAUAAUAGUUUAUGCCAAAUGCAUAUGAAAGAUAUUGAAUGCAACAAGACUGAAUAAAAAAAAAUAGAACUAUUUUCACAUACAAACUAUUUA
Polistes dominula (European paper wasp) is the source of this 2938-nucleotide messenger RNA. RefSeq names its product Spitting Image (gene Spt). Lineage: Eukaryota; Metazoa; Arthropoda; Insecta; Hymenoptera; Vespidae. Gene Ontology annotation, biological process: cellularization; cell-cell adhesion; cell migration. The record is from RefSeq and is a predicted model, not a curated record. Gene Ontology annotation, molecular function: actin filament binding; beta-catenin binding. Gene Ontology annotation, cellular component: catenin complex; cytoplasm; membrane.